AUGGUACUAAAUUUGGAUCUCAGCGUUCAGAAUGCGUACUACAAUGGUUGGACGUGCUGGCACUAUUGUAGUUUCAUUCUUGCAUUCGCGUUGGACGGAACGAUUAUGCACGCAAUAUUAAACACCCCGGGAUCUUGGCAUGAUUCAACGAUUGCCGAGCCGCUGUACAAGCAGCUCUUGUCUCACACACCACCCGACUAUCAAGUGAUAAGUGACACCGCCUUCCCUCGAAAGUCAGCGAGACUCCAAAAGAGAAUACUGGCUCCUAUCAAGCAAGGUGAUCGGUUGCCCACUGACUCGCAGGAAUUUGCGCGGCUUCAGCUGCUCAACAAGCAGUUAGUAUCAGCUCGACAGGCUGCUGAGUGGGGUAUGCGCUUGAUACAAGGAUCUUUCGCCCGGCUGAAGCUCCCCCUGCCUGCGAGUAACCAUGAAUAUUGA
Molecule: messenger RNA, 438 nt
Organism: Puccinia graminis f. sp. tritici CRL 75-36-700-3
Lineage: Eukaryota; Fungi; Basidiomycota; Pucciniomycetes; Pucciniales; Pucciniaceae
Exons: 1
Coding region: 1-438 (145 amino acids)
Source: RefSeq, a predicted model, not a curated record